Molecule: messenger RNA, 872 nt
Organism: Galeopterus variegatus (Sunda flying lemur)
Lineage: Eukaryota; Metazoa; Chordata; Mammalia; Dermoptera; Cynocephalidae
Gene: NKX3-2
Product: NK3 homeobox 2
Exons: 3
Coding region: 286-840 (184 amino acids)
Biological process (GO): regulation of transcription by RNA polymerase II; cell differentiation
Cellular component (GO): nucleus
Molecular function (GO): DNA-binding transcription factor activity, RNA polymerase II-specific; RNA polymerase II cis-regulatory region sequence-specific DNA binding
Source: RefSeq, a predicted model, not a curated record
UUUGGAGAGACGGACGCGGGCGCGCUGGGGGGCGCGGAGGACUCUCUGCUGGCGUCUCCAGCCCGGGCCAGAACAGCUGCGGGGCGGACUGCGGAGAGCCCGGGAGGCUGGGACUCAGACUCGGCACUCAGCGAGGAGAACGACGGCCGGCGGCGCUGCGCGGACCCGCCCGGGGCCAGCGGGGCCGGCCGCGCGGGGGGAACCCUGGGCCUCGGCCAGCCUGUCUGCGAGCUGCCCGCCUCCAAGGACCUGGAGGAGGAAGCGGCGGGCCAGAGCGACAGCGAGAUGUCGGCCAGCGUCUCAGGCGACCGCAGCCCGAGGGCCGAGGAUGACAGUGUUGGCCCCGGAGGCGCACGCGUGCCGGCGCUGUGCAGCGGCGCGGGCGGCGGGGGCAGCGGCGGACCGACCUGCGGCGCCGAGGAGGAGGAGGAGCCGGCGGCGCCCAAGCCCCGCAAGAAGCGCUCGCGGGCCGCCUUCUCCCACGCUCAGGUCUUCGAGCUGGAGCGCCGUUUCAACCACCAGCGCUACCUGUCGGGGCCCGAGCGUGCCGACCUGGCCGCGUCGCUGAAGCUCACCGAGACGCAGGUGAAGAUCUGGUUCCAGAACCGUCGCUACAAGACCAAGCGCCGGCAGAUGGCCGCCGACCUGCUGGCCUCAGCGCCCGCUGCCAAGAAGGUGGCGGUGAAGGUGCUGGUGCGCGACGACCAGAGACAGUACCUGCCCGGCGAGGUGCUGCGGCCCCCGUCGCUCCUGCCACUGCAGCCCUCCUACUAUUACCCCUACUACUGCCUCCCGGGCUGGGCGCUCUCCACGUGUGCGGCCGCCGCGGGCACCCAGUGAGCCGACGUGGGGUGAGGCCGCUAUGAUCCCCG